AAGCAAGAGGGAACAAGAAAAGAAACGGUAACAGUCGCCCUCGAGACAGUCAGGCGACAUGCUUACACUCGCGUGCGUUGUAUAUAUACGAUAUACAUGAGUCGUCAAGGUACAUGCGACCAUAGAAACUGCCGCUACCGCGGCGCCGAAUCAAUGAAAAAAUAUCGAUCGACCCUUUCGCGUUGUGCAGCAGAGAAGGUGAAACUUGAGUGCCUCAGUCUUACGGAGAACUUCCACGUCUACGUCACGUUGUUUGACGUUGCUCCGCUUCAUUGAAAACGCGCAAAUUCGAUUAUCUUAUUUUUCAAGCGUCCUGCUAAUUAUAAUUCACCCGAUAGUGCAAGAACGCGAAUUCCUUUAUUUCAUUCAUUCGACUCUGUCAGUGGUCACUCAAAAUACGAAAUGGAUGUACUUCCUAAUGGUAUGUUAAUUCAUUCGCAGUACUCAAAGCAAUCGGAGAGACGAAGUAAUGAAUAGUGUGCUAGAUAGAUAAUUUUUCAUUUGCAAUUUCAUUUCAUCAUUUCAUUUGCAUAGAUAAUUUUGCAUUUUCAAUCAAUAACUCGUCUCGCGAAUAUUCUUUCUCCGCAGUUCAGCGCUAGCGAAAAAUAAUUCGCGCGUGUGAAUAAACUGUGCGAAUGACUCAUAUUUUACGUGAAAUCAGUUUUUCAAACACAUCACCCCUAUAAUUAUCUCUGCCUAACCACCUACUAGAUUAUCAAAGUCAUUAAUCACGUGAUAAAAGCUUUCCCAAUAAUUCAGGAAAACAGGACUGCGAGCAAUCGAAAAACUUGUCGACCCAGUUGUAGCUCCUAAAAUAAGCAGUAGCGGCAGAAUUGUAUCAAUCUCGCACACGCGUCACCCUCGUAAUCGCGAUUGUACAAAAAUCGAAUUCCCAGCGAACCACCACCACAUAAAAAAAGCUCGUCUUCUGUAUUUUAGCUUGCUGAGCACCGACGACACGAUGCAGCACUCCAAGCUGGGCGAACAUCUAUACCUGACGCCAAGGGUACCGCAAGGACUAGCGGCAGCGGUCGAAGGAUUGACUCGCGAAGUGAUACGUCACCGGCCGGAGAAUAUUUACGAGUUCGCAGCGCGCCACUUUGAAAAUUUGCUUCGAUUGCGCGAGCAAUACGGCGAUCCAUCGUCGAGCGGCAAGAGGAGUUGCAAGCAAUUGCACGAACUUAACGAGGCGAUCAGAGAGCGACACGACGAGGCGAGACAAAGCGCUUGGUCUCUAAACGAAACGGCCAAGGUGCUGGAGAAGCACAGAAGUAUCUUCGGCGACUCGGGGCAGAAAGUGAGCACCGAGCAGAUCAGAGAACUAGCGAACGAGCCGAUGCUCAUCCCGAGAGACAGAUUGCAAGAUGGCAAUCCAAAAAAAAAAGUCGACAGCUCGAGCCAAGAGAAUUGCAAGUGCGCCCCGGGAUCGAGCAGGAGAAAAGAAUGUCCACAGGAGGCUUCCAGACACGGAGCGAAGCGCGCUCCAAGAAUCCUAUCGCAGAUCCCGAUAGCCAAGGACAUCAAAACGGAACUAAGGAGAAACAGAAUAAGCAGUCGCGAAAGGAAAAAGGUUGUCGCUUGUGAGUAUACCCGCGAGACGAUCGUCGAGAAGUCGUCAAAGAAGUCGUCAUUCGAGAAGACGAAGAGGAGCUCCACCGAAAUCCGCAGAAGCUCGAGAAGCGAGGACAGCAGCACGAUGAAGCGAACCGAAACCACAAAGAGUUGCUACAGCUGUCAAGAGGAGAAGAAGUUCACCAGAGGCGCAAGUAUGGACAGCGCGAGGAAUUACGUGGUGCAAAACGUCAUUGGCAUGAUGAGCUUCGACGAAUUGCAGUCACCGGGUUACGUAGAGAGAGUCCAAAAGGUGAUCGACGAGACUUCGCCAGUUAUCAAAGAGAAGGUGGAGGCGCUGAGGAGUGGAGUUAUGAGAGCUGCCAAGACUGCACAGUUGAGGAAGGAGGCAUCGCUCAGCAGUGAAGAUCGCUCCAGAAGCUCCCACAAGUCCGACGGUGGCAGGAGAGAAGCAAGCUUGCCGAGGAGAAACUCUAAGGGCGCAAGCAAAGCUCGACUCGAUCAAGACGCCUCCGACGCUUCUGAAUCCAAGUCAUCUCUACCAGCCGUCAGACCACUUUCCUCGAAAUCAACCUCGAGAAGUAUGUCGGCACGAAGCGACUCGGACAUAGCCUUGACUCUACCACCAAUAUCACCGGAAUCUGCCAAGUCACCGAAAGCCAAAGAGGAGCUAGUUCUGCCUGUGCUUUCACCUCCGCGUGCUGCUGCUUCGUUGGAAGAUGCCACCAGUACCGAUGACACGACGGCGGCCGUUGAGGAGAUUGCUGAGGAUGUGACUGAGUCAUCAGAAAACAAUGGCGAAGCUAACGUUGUCGAGGAAACUGUGAUUGCUGAGAAGAUUGUCGGGGAAGGAACUGUGUCUUCCUAUGCAACGACCGACGAGCAUCCAAUGAUUUCAAAUGAAAAUAUUGAUGAAAAGAAAACAGAAGCUGUUGCCGAGGCUGAGAAAAUAAUCCCUUCGACAGACAAGUUAGACAUUGAAAAUGAACAAUCAGUGCUUUCUAAGGAAAUUGACGAAAUAGUGCCUCCUAAAGAAAUUAGCGACGAUAAAAUCAUUCCUUCAGCGGAAACUAACGACGAAAAAGUAGCGCCUUUUUCAGAAAGUAACAUUAAAGCAAAAGUGGCGGACGAUAAAACUACGGUCUCUGUGCAGAGUGUCGAAGAGAUAGUACUGUCCAGUGACAAGAUUUCCGACGAAGGCAUGGAGCAAGGCAUUAUCACUGAAAAACAAAUGUCACGCGAGGAAAUCAUUGCCAAAGUAUCAACAACGAAUCUUUUAGAAGUCAAAGAAGAAGAAUUUCACGACAGCCUUGAUGUAACACCAGAACCAUUCGACACGAAAGGCCAAAGACCAGAUUCGCUUGAAAACUCUUUGGUCGAGGAUAACAGCAGCGGGCAUACGAGUCCUCUCGAGACAUUGAAAGACAAGCUGCUGGAGAUCGAGGAGGUGCAAAAGCGAAUAGAAGAUGUACUCGAUGACACUAAAAUGAGCAAAGUAGACGUCGAGGGAGAGAUGGAUGAAACAACAGCUGGCGCCAAAAUGGAAGACAAACUUAUAGAGAUACAAGAGUCGGAGAAGCGUAUCGAGCAAAUUUUAGACUCGCAAUCGACCGCCGAAACGUUGAAUUUCGAUAUUAAAAACAAAUUGCAGGAGCUCGAGGAAGCUGAACGCAGAAUCGAGAGUAUUUUUCCGAAAGAAAUAACCAAAGAAUUUUCCGACAUAACGGACGCUACUGCAAUUGACGUUGAAGAUAGUAUUGUAGUUACGACUGAAAAAAUGAGUAAAUUGAAAGAGGUGUACGAACGAAAUGAAACAACCGUAGUGAAAACUGUACAUUUGAACGCACUGGUCGUGGAUUCCGAGGAACCGGAAAUAGCGACUCGAACAGCAUCGCCUCAUUCGUACAUCCUGACCGAAGGUUCACCCUGCGAUAUACCCGAUUCGGUAACAACGGUGAUAAUACCCGAGCGAGGGCCGUCGCCAGAUUGCGAAACUGUCCAAGUGGAGGCAGAAGAAGACAGAAUCCUGUCGUCGACUCUGGUAACUUGCAAAGAAGCUGAAAAUCAAGACAGCGUUAACGACGCGUUUGGCGAGGCCGUGGAAGCGGCCGAGCAGUCGGAGCCGUCGACGGUCGAUAUAGAGUACAUUCGCGGAAUUAAAGCAAGUCAUGAUAUGAUAGUGUCACGAGAGAAUUUAGAUCGAAUAAAAGAGGAGCGUGACGAGGCGGUAGAAGUCAUUGACUCCGAGGACGAGAAAGUAUUAAGAGUCGUUACGAGCUCGCUCGAGGAAAUUCUGGAGAAAGAAGAAGUCGAGUACGUUCGAGUGGAUCGACUCGUCGAGGAAGAGCAGCAGAAGGAGGUCAUGGGAAAUUCACUGGAAAGCACGGCGAGAUCGGUGGAAGAGUCGACGAACGAGGUCAAAGAGACGUCGGUCACGACCGAUCGCUCGAGCUUAUCCCUCGAUGCAGCCGCGCCCAACGUGCCUGAAUUGAAUCUCGACUCGUUGCCGGACUUGACGAUCUCGUCGUCCAACGUGAACUCGAGCAGGUCGGACACGCCAAAGCGUGAGGACUCGCUGGACGUGACCGCCUCGCGGGCGGAAACGCAGGAAUUCGAGAAGCUCGAGGAGCGACUGAUGCGUCGGCCAGCAACUGCAUCAGAUAUCGGCGUGCCAGCAGCGCGGGAUAUUAAUAAUGUUGUUUACUCGGCCAAAGGCAGCGAAAACAAUCUGGCAGCGGCGAGUCAAUGCACUGCGGAGGCAAAUGGUUCAAUCAAUGCGAAUGAAGGCGAAUCAGUGGCUGCCGAUCGCGACGACGAUGACGAUCACGCGGCCGCGAAGAAAGCAUAUCACAUCUACGUACCGGAGGCCAGCGGCAGCAAGGACGUCAGCUCGUCGAGCGAGACCAGCACUUUCAUGUCGGCUGCUACCAAGAUUCAAGCUGGUGUGCGGGGCUUCCUGACGCGCCGACGUCUGCAGAGCAGCCAGAGGCGCAGCUCGACUCUGGACAGUGUGCCAUCCAUCCAGGAGAGCUUCGUGGUGGAGACGACCCCCGCAUUAAUGCCGAUAGUCGAGGCGGCGUUGAUGUCCGAGGCAAAAGCUCGUAAAAAAUUGAGGCGCGAGGACGCAGUGCAGAGGACAACGCUGUCGGUAGAGAACGCCUUUGCCGAAAAUCAAUUGCAGCAUACGGGUGAAUUUCACGACUGCAUACCACUUCCGAUAUUCGACGCCGAGGCAUUGUCCUUGAAAUCAGUGAGAGAACGAGAAGCCGAGAAAGCGAAAAAGAAGGCAAGCGAGGUCGAGCGCUUGUUAGGGAAAAUUUUGCUCGGCCACGCGACGUCAAACUUCGCCGCUCACUCGAACCUCGUGGACGUCGUUCUGUUGCCCGCCGACGCGGACAUGCAGAACAAGUAUCUAAACUUCAUAACCAGCGUCGAGGACGUGUUCAGCGAUCUUCCAGAGACGCCGAAGGGUGUCAUCAUCGAAGAGAUAACGAGUCUCGACGAGAGCAACAAGAGUAUCUCCGAGGACACGAAGCAGGCGGUGGCCGGGGAUGACGAGAAACGAGCGUCGAUGGCGUACAACGGCGAAGAGACUGUCGCCUCGAUCUCGACCUCCGAGGAUCCGCUGUCCAUCAACAUCGAGGAAGUCCUGGGCCUCGGCGAGGAGGACGAAGCGACGCGCAAGUCCAACCGUUUGCACGUCAAGCUCGGCAGCGUCGAUCAAGUGCACUCGAGCAGCAUCUCACAGGAUAGUCCCGUCGGUGACGAGCGUACACGCAGUCCCGUGACGAUGAUGAUGCAGAUCGGCCCGAACAAGAGCGCCGACGACAAGUCUGACGAGAACCCAACGUGAAAAGUCCGUCGCGCGUACGUGUAAAAAAGCCAGUAUUUUAAUAGGCCCAUGUAUGUAAAUAUACAAUUAUAUUUUGCAAAAAAGAAAACAGCAACAAAGAGUCGUGUGAUUUUA
Phymastichus coffea is the source of this 5539-nucleotide messenger RNA. RefSeq lists its product as uncharacterized. NCBI's taxonomy places the organism in Eukaryota, Metazoa, Arthropoda, Insecta, Hymenoptera, Eulophidae. The transcript is spliced from 3 exons. Gene Ontology annotation, molecular function: protein binding. Bases 962 to 5425 code for a protein of 1487 amino acids. The record is from RefSeq and is a predicted model, not a curated record.